Messenger RNA from Nothobranchius furzeri (turquoise killifish), 5101 nucleotides. RefSeq names its product ATPase phospholipid transporting 8B1 (gene atp8b1). NCBI's taxonomy places the organism in Eukaryota, Metazoa, Chordata, Actinopteri, Cyprinodontiformes, Nothobranchiidae. Gene Ontology annotation, molecular function: magnesium ion binding; ATPase-coupled intramembrane lipid carrier activity; ATP hydrolysis activity. Gene Ontology annotation, cellular component: trans-Golgi network; plasma membrane. Gene Ontology annotation, biological process: phospholipid translocation; Golgi organization. The record is from RefSeq and is a predicted model, not a curated record.
CCUCGCUGCUGCUGCUGGCAGGCUGCUCUUGCUUGGGGGCUCGGAGGCGUGGGACCGGUUCGGCAGGUUUGUGCGAGGCUGAACAGGUGAGGAGUCCCGGGGAGAGAAGGGCGGGGUGCCGCAGAGACGGAGCAGGAAGCAGCGGACGCUAUGGUUCGGUAACACGGACACGAAAACACGGACGGGAAACACGAUUUUCAGCUCAAACGGAUCCACUGAAAGGCGGGAAACUUGAGGCUCUAAGAUGAGUCGGCAACGCGUCGACUCGCAGGGCUCCAUCGGGCCGAACGAUGAGGUCAUGCCGUACAGCGACGACGAGACGGACGAUGAGCUGGACGACGAGACCUCGGAAAGUGAAGCGGAGGCGGCGCCGGAAGCCCCUCAACCUCCGAUGGAAACGAGACCCCCCGUGGUUGGGUGGAAGGUGAAGGCUAACGACAGAGCUUACCAUCAGCUGCCCGAGUUUAAGAAGAAAAUCUUCUUGUGCAUAAAGAAGAGCCGAUACUCCGGAAAUGCUAUUAAAACCUACAAGUACAACGCCCUGACCUUCCUCCCUCUCAACCUGUACGAGCAGUUUAAGAGGGUUGCCAACAUCUACUUCCUGGUUCUGCUCAUCUUACAGAGUAUACCAGAGAUCACCACCCUGCCCUGGUACACCACGCUGAUUCCUCUGGUCAUCGUUUUGGGAAUUACCGCCAUCAAAGACCUGGUGGAUGACCUGGCGCGACACAGAAUGGACAAGGAAGUCAACGGCAGGAAGUGUGAAGUUCUCCUGGAUGGCAGGUUUCAAGACUCAAAAUGGAGGAACAUCCAGGUUGGAGACGUGGUUCGCCUCAAGAAAAAUGACUUCAUUCCAGCCGACAUCCUGUUGUUGUCCAGCUCUAACCCAAACAGUUUGUGUUACGUAGAAACAGCCGAGCUGGACGGGGAAACCAACCUGAAGUUUAAGAUGGGCCUGCGGGUGACGGACGAAAGGCUGCAGGAGGAACAGGAGCUGGCCGAGUUUAACGCCCUGAUUGAAUGUGAGGAACCAAAUAACCGCCUGGACAAAUUCACCGGGACAAUGCAGUGGGCCGGGGAGCGUUACCCACUGGAGCUGGACAACAUGUUGCUCCGAGGAUGCAAGGUCCGAAACACAGACGUGUGCCACGGGCUGGUCAUCUUCGCAGGAGCCGACACUAAAAUCAUGAGGAAUGGAGGCAAAACCAGAUUCAAGAGGACUAAAAUAGACGAGCUGAUGAACUACAUGGUUUACACAAUCUUCGUGCUGCUCAUCCUGGUGGCGGCUGGUCUCGCCAUCGGCCACACGUACUGGUACCAGGACAUCGGUUCUCGGGCCUGGUACCUGUAUGACGGUAAACAUCAGGAUGCCGGCUACAGAGGCUUCCUCAGCUUCUGGGGGUACAUCAUCGUCCUGAACACCAUGGUGCCCAUUUCGCUCUACGUCAGCGUGGAGGUGAUCCGUCUGGGUCAGAGUAAAUUCAUCAACUGGGACCUGCAGAUGUAUUACCAUGAGAAGGACACACCAGCAAAGGCCCGGACCACGACGCUGAAUGAGCAGCUAGGUCAGAUCCAGUACAUCUUCUCAGACAAGACUGGAACGCUGACGCAGAACAUCAUGCAGUUUAAGAAGUGUACCAUCGCCGGACGGAGCUACGGUGACCCUACCACCUCUGAAGGAGUGUCGCUGGACAAAAUAAAGCCUGUGGACUGGAGCUGGAACCGCCUUGCUGAUAAAAAGUUUGAUUUUGUGGAUCACUUGCUGGUUGCUAACAUUAAAUCCAAAAAGGACAAAGAUGCUCUGGAAUUCUUCAAGCUGCUGUCCCUCUGUCACACAGUCAUGGUGGAAAGCAACGAUGGUGAGCUGGUCUACCAGGCUGCAUCUCCUGAUGAAGGCGCUCUAGUGACUGCAGCCAGGAACUUCGGCUUCGUCUUCCUGUCUCGUACUCAGGACACCAUCACCAUCUCUGAAAUGGGACGUGAGGCGACCUAUGAAAUGCUGGCAUUGCUGGACUUCAACUCUGACCGAAAGCGCAUGUCCAUCGUCUUGAAGUUUCCUGACGGCCGUAUUCGUCUGUACUGUAAAGGAGCCGACACGGUCAUCUAUGAGCGCCUCUCUCCUAACACCAGGCACAAAGACGCCACCCAGAGGGCUUUGGAUAUGUUCGCCAACGAGACCUUGCGGACUCUGUGUUUGUGUUACAAAGACAUCAGCGCUAGCGAGUACGAAUCCUGGUCCAGGAAACACAAAGAUGCCCAAUUGACCAUGGUGGACCGGGACGCUGCUCUGGACCGGGUGUACGAGGAGAUCGAGACCAACCUGAUGCUGAUCGGAGCCACAGCUAUCGAGGAUAAACUGCAGGACGGGGUUCCGGAGACCAUCGCCAAACUGGCGAAGGCUGACAUCAGGAUCUGGGUCUUAACUGGAGAUAAGAAAGAAACGGCAGAAAACAUUGGAUAUUCCUGCUCACUUCUGACAGACGACAUGCAGGUUCACUACGGAGAAGACGUUAAUGAGAAGCUGCGGAUUCGUCAGGCCGACAGAAGAAACUCCGCUCCUCAGACGAUCAGAGCUCGCAAAAAGAAACCAGCAGAGCCUUUCUUUCCUGGAUCGGGCAAAAACGCUCUCAUCAUCACCGGAGGCUGGCUGAACGAGAUUCUUUUCGAGAAAAAGAAGAAACGCCGCCGGCUCAAGCUCCGCCGUCUGGGAAGACGCCCACCGCCCACCAACCCUCAGGAUGAACAACCGAUGAACGACCUGGAAAAAGAACUGAGACAAAUCGACUUUGUAGACAUGGCCUGUGAGUGUGAAGCCGUCAUCUGCUGUCGCGUCACGCCGAAACAAAAAGCUAACGUGGUGAGUUUGGUGAAGAAGUACAAGAAGGCCGUGACGCUGUCCAUCGGAGACGGCGCCAACGACGUCAACAUGAUCAAGACUGCCGACAUCGGUGUGGGGAUCAGCGGUCAGGAGGGGAUGCAGGCGGUCAUGUCCAGCGACUUCGCCUUUGCCCAGUUCCGUUACCUUCAGCGCCUCCUGCUGGUGCACGGGCGCUGGUCCUACAUCAGAAUGUGCAAGUUCCUGCGUUACUUCUUCUUCAAGAACUUUGCCUUCACUCUGGUCCACUUCUGGUACUCCUUCUUCAACGGAUACUCCGCACAGACAGUCUAUGAGGACUGGUUCAUCACGCUCUACAAUCUGGCCUACAGCAGUUUACCCGUUCUGCUUGUUGGACUUCUUGAUCAGGACGUGAACGACAGACUGAGUCUGAAGUUUCCUAAACUCUACCUCCCUGGCCAGCAGGAGACGAUGUUCAACUACAAGAACUUCUUCAUCAGUUUGUUCCAUGGAAUCUUCGUCUCUCUCAUCAUCUUCUUCAUUCCUUACGGAGCGUUCCUGCAGACGAUGGGGCAGGAUGGAGAAGCUCCGUCAGACCUGCAGUCCUUUGCCGUGGUAACCGCCUCGUCUCUGAUUUUCACAGUCAACCUGCAGAUCUCUCUGGACACGUCAUACUGGACCUUCGUCAACUGCUUUGCCGUUCUGGGUAGCAUCGCCAUCUACUUUGGGAUCAUGUUCGACAUCCACAGCGCAGGGAUUCAUGUCAUCUUCCCCUCGAUUUUCACCUUCACAGGCGCGGCGCCCAAUGCCCUGCGUCAGCCAUACCUGUGGUUAACCAUCAUCCUGACGGUGGGCAUGAGUCUGCUGCCCGUCAUCUGCAUCCAGUUCCUCUACAAAACCAUCUGGCCUUCAGUAGGAGACAAGGUGCAGAAAAACAGGAAGAAGUACGAAGAAGACCUGAAGAGGAGUGAGGAAGAAGAGGCGAGAAGGAAAAGGCCAGCGUUCCAGAGGGAUCGGCCUUCGCGUCGCUCGGCGUACGCCUUCUCUCACACCCCCGGCUAUGCCAACCUCAUCUCCACUGGGCGGAGCAUUCGACGGCGUCCUCAGGCCCGCGGAGGUCCCCAGGACGGCACCAGAGAGCAUUCUCGCAGAGAUGCCCAAGCCAUGUGAGCGGAGCCACAGCUGGAGGAGCUGUAAACAUCUGGGAGCGACUUAAUUUCUGUGGAGUCGCUGAACAGCUCCAACUUGGUUUUUAUUCUAGCGUUUGAACAUUGAAGUGCCUCUGACCGGUGAAGCUCCAGUUUCACCAUUUAUGCAUGAACUCUAACAGAAAAACUCACCGAAGAAACCACCGCCGUCACCGGGGGUCAGAGGUCAUGCAGCUCCAGCAAGACCACAAUGUUCCUUAACUCAGGAUUUUCCUUUUAAAUGCGUCUCUUUUAUUGAGCCAGUUCUGUUCCACACCGGUACGACUGACGUGAAACGUCAUUUAAAUCUCUAAACAGAUCGAGCCUCACCUCUUCUCGGCACUUAGAACGACGUUUUAACACAUUUUAGAAAUCAUGUCCAAUUACAUUAAUUUUGACAUCUGGGUUUUAUCUUCCCUUUCCUUCAGAUUAAAACUGAAAUAAGGCUAAACUGUCAGAAUACCUUCUGCUUUACUCGGAUUAGUGGUGGGAUAUUGGUGAACCUGGCUGUGUGAGGUGUUUGAGCAAAAUCACUGUUUUUGGUUAGACAUUGUAUGAAAUCACUGAUUGGAUUAACUUUUGUCCUUUUUUAAAAGAUUUUUUUAGGAACUUUUUUUUCCCCAUUAUUGGUUUUCUUCUCAGAUUUGUUUUAAAUUCCUAUAAAACAAAUAAAAAUGUUUUUUUUUAUUUACCAUCUAUACGUUUUAGAUUUAACGUGUAUCCAGAUGCUUCUAACUCCUGUGGGUGAAGCCUUGGUGGUGUUAUGAGUUUGUUGGUACAGGAGCCCCGUCUUAUAAUUUCUUUGUUUGUUUUCAAAAAAAAUCUGUGUUCGUGUUCUGAAUUACCGCGUUAAACAUAUUCAGGCCUUUAUUCAGAAAAUUGGGACGGAACGUUAAACUCUUAAUCCGACUGUCACGGAUCUAUCUGAUAUGACUAUUACUGAUCCGAUGGUCCCGUUACCGGUCCCAACCAGACUGGUACCAGUCCUGUAGGUCAGAACUGCUGCUCAGUAACAGUUUCUUCCUAUGAUGUGGUUUUGUCAUGUGGUUGUUAAUAAAAGCCAAGGGCACAUUUAGCA